ACCAAUAUGCUGGGAGAAAGAGCUGGACAACAGGGGUUGUCCUUUUCAGGAGAUGUUGCCACUGAACUGUAAGAUUGUUAGUUGGUGCUUCCUUGUGCUGCUGCUGCUGGACAUUGGGUGUCAGGUCACUGCUGUUGAGUAUACAUUCAAACACAGAUACAGCUACAAGAAGAAGCGAGAUGACAAACGUUACAAGAAUGCUAAACAGAGGUGUGAUAUGUCCGGUCAAUGUCAGGGUAUUUAUGGGAUUGAACUAACAAGGUGCCUUCGUCAGUGCAUGUCUAAACGCUGCUACAAUGAAUUGUAUGCUGAUGACAAGCUAGAAGAAGGUGAAAUUGAUGUGAGAUUAAAUUCAUUCAAAGGCUGUUUAUACCAGAAUCCAACUGGGGAUUAAAAGGAAUGCAUCGACUUUAUGAUUGUGACACUGGUGUAAUUAGUUACAACAUACAUCAUUGCACUCAUUAGUAGUUUUGUGUGUUGCUGAUGAGAGACAAUAGUGACAUUCCUUGCAGACAUUUAAUAAUUGAGAAUAUUUU
Gigantopelta aegis is the source of this 536-nucleotide messenger RNA. RefSeq lists its product as uncharacterized. The coding region runs from base 53 to 394 and encodes 113 amino acids. Lineage: Eukaryota; Metazoa; Mollusca; Gastropoda; Neomphalida; Peltospiridae. The record is from RefSeq and is a predicted model, not a curated record. The transcript is spliced from 4 exons.